This is a messenger RNA of Pieris macdunnoughi, 1209 nucleotides long. Lineage: Eukaryota; Metazoa; Arthropoda; Insecta; Lepidoptera; Pieridae. The record is from the annotation of a GenBank genome assembly.
AUGAGUAUUAUUAAAAAAGUUUUCCCAUUAUUGUCGUUUAUAAUAAUUAUAUUAAGAUAUUAUCAGUGUAAUGGCAUAAAAUCUGACAUACGGCAUCAUUUAGGUACUCGUACGCCAUAUAGAAUUAAAUGCAACAAAGAUGAUUUUAAGAUAAAGUUUCCUAAUUGUAAAGCACACAAAAUAUGGAUGCUCUUACGCCACGGCUCUCGUCUCCCUAGCGCAAAAGACAUAGUAGGAGCACAAACAGUUUUACAAAACUUGAAAUAUGAAGUGCUAUUACAGCAUAACAUGGGAAAGGGACUUUUAAACAAGGAGCAGUUGCAAACAUUUGAACAUUGGACCUGUGAUAUGCCACAAAAGUAUGAUAAUAACAGCUUCCAGUUUAGAUAUACAGCAACUCAAAGAACACAACAGAGUGCAAAAUAUUUUUCUAUUGGGCUGUUUGAUAAAAAUAAUGCUCACAAUGUUGUCUUUGAACCAGCCCUGAAAGUAGAUAAUACACUCCGGUUUUACAAAGAUUGUGACAGGUGGAAAAAAGAAGUCAAGAAAAAUCCUGAAACUUUUAAGGAGCAAAAAUUAUAUGGCAUUAGUAAAGAAAUGAAUGAAACAUUAUCAAAUGUUUCUAAAUAUUUGGGUCUUGAUAGGGUGUUGAGUUUGGAUGUGGUAUCACUGAUGUAUAAAAUUUGUGGCUAUGAAACGUCAUGGCAUAAACAUUUUGCAUCACCGUGGUGUUGCCCAUUUGAUGCUACAAGUAUUCAGAGAUUGGAGUAUUAUUAUGAUUUAAAACAUUACUGGAGCGAUGGGUACGGACAUAAUAUGACUUUACGUCCGGCUUGUAUGCUUUUGAAACAUAUGUUUCAUACUUUACGGAAUGAGAGUCGAAAUGCGACAUUUUUGUUCGCCCAUUCCGGUACGCUGUUGAAGUUGUUGGCGCAUCUUCAGUUAUACAAACCAAAAUCACAUUUAAGGGGUGACUAUGUUGAUGAUGAUAGGACCUGGAGAGCUUCCAACAUAGAUUGCUUUGCAUCGAACAUAGCCUUCGUCAUGUACAAAUGUAAAGAUGGCGAUAAAGUUCUAACUCUACACCAAGAAAGAGUUAUAAAGCUGCCAAUGUGUGAUAAGGAGCUAUGCCCGUUGACACUUCUAGAAGAAUAUUUUCAUAAUUCUAUACACAAUUGUAAUCAUGCAGAUAUUUGUAAUGUUUCGUAA